AUGGUGACGAAGAGGAAUCUUACCCUCACCGCCAGUGUUGCGGCCAGUGGCGCCGCCGCUAAAGCUUCAUCCAGCGCACCGAGAAAGAGCGCAUUGGAUGCCUCCGCCCCAGCUUCUGCGCCGCCCGCGCCGGAGACUUCCACGGCUGGACCUGUGCUUGGUGAUUGGCCAGCUUCCACAACAACCAAGCGUGACGAGAAGAGGGCUCGGAGCCUCGCUGCGGAGAAGGCGAAUGUGCAGUCCUCAAAGAGAUCAUCUGGCGGGUUCACUGACGAAGAUGAUCUAUUUGAUCUUGAUGAGUGCUUCAUAGAGCCCCCUCCAAAGAAGGCCAAGACAAGUUCUAGCAAGACAGUUCCGGCAGCUUCCGAAGCUUCGGCUCCCGCAACAACUCCAGCAGCUCAAGUUUCAACAGCUUCUUCCCUUUUUAAAGGGAAGGAGAUUCCUUUGACUGAUGUUACCACAACUUCUCCCCUUCCUGAAAAGCAUGAUCUUCGAACGGUCAUUUCCUCCCUGGAGGCUUUUGCCUCUCAAUUAACUUCACUCGAAGCUGACAAGGCUCGGCUUCAGAAGGAAAUUGAAUCUACUUCCUCAAAGCUUGACAAUGCGUAA
Lolium perenne is the source of this 609-nucleotide messenger RNA. Lineage: Eukaryota; Viridiplantae; Streptophyta; Magnoliopsida; Poales; Poaceae. The record is from RefSeq and is a predicted model, not a curated record.